Messenger RNA from Pseudonaja textilis, 927 nucleotides. The record is from RefSeq and is a predicted model, not a curated record. Lineage: Eukaryota; Metazoa; Chordata; Lepidosauria; Squamata; Elapidae.
AAUUUCAUGCAGGCUCUUGGAGGUGCGGACUCUCCGCGUGGCGUUGUUGUUAGCGGCUCUGGCUCCUAGCAGAGGGUCGGUGUGGCCCCCGGCUCGGCCUGCUCUUCCUCGUCGCCAUGGCGGGCAUCCUCUUCGAAGACAUCUUUGACGUGAAGGACAUCGACCCCGAGGGCAAGAAAUUCGACCGGGUUUCCCGGCUGCACUGUGAGAGCGAGUCCUUCAAAAUGGAUCUGAUCCUCGACGUGAAUGUACAGAUCUAUCCAGUUGAUCUUGGAGACAAAUUCCGCCUUGUGAUAGCCAGCACUCUGUACGAAGAUGGGACAUUGGAUGACGGCGAAUAUAAUCCUACAGAUGAUAGACCCUCCAGGGCAGACCAGUUUGAAUAUGUGAUGUAUGGGAAGGUGUACAGGAUCGAGGGCGAUGAGACAUCAACGGAAGCAGCCACACGCCUCUCUGCCUACGUCUCCUAUGGUGGCCUGCUCAUGAGACUCCAGGGAGAUGCCAACAACUUGCACGGCUUUGAAGUGGACUCAAGGGUCUACCUCCUAAUGAAGAAAUUAGCCUUCUGACCAGCUUCUGUCCCCAAAAAGUUGGAGGCUCCAUUAGCAGCUUGGGACAUUUCAGAAAAUAAUACGGAUCUGUUGCUUCCUCUGUUCUCCUUCGGAAGUGUUGGGAGCAAAGCUUGGCAACAAAUUAGAAGCACCUGUCCUGACCUAGGCUUUCCGUACGGUAUGAAGCCAACUCAUCUCGAUAAGUCCCUUUUAUUUAGUUUGCCGUUAAUUCUGCUCAAGCAAAGUCCCAGCCAACAGUAUUUCGAGAUAUUUCACUUGCAGACCUUUAUCAGUCUGGGGAGUUGCCAGGCUGAUAUCUUUCAGAUGCCACACUGUAUCAGACAAUAAUUAACAAGAAUGCAGGAACAGACCUUCA